Penicillium alfredii is the source of this 1023-nucleotide messenger RNA. RefSeq lists its product as uncharacterized. The record is from RefSeq and is a predicted model, not a curated record. The transcript has a single exon. Bases 1 to 1023 code for a protein of 340 amino acids. NCBI's taxonomy places the organism in Eukaryota, Fungi, Ascomycota, Eurotiomycetes, Eurotiales, Aspergillaceae.
AUGUUCGAAGACUUCUCCUUCUCGACGCCCUCGUCGCGGCCCGCCCGCUUGACCGUCGACGCCGAUGACCGGCUGAUGGUCGACUGCGACACAUUGAUCUCGCCACUGUCGUCGCGCUGCCCAUCGCCGCAGUCAAGCCGGUUCCGCACGCUGCCACGGCCGCGGUCGUCAGUCUUUCGCUCGCCACCGCCGACUUCAGUACCCUUCUCCCACGACCCUAAGCGUCUGUCCAUCUCGACCCUGACCCAGAAACUGCACGAACAUUCCCUCCAAACGCCCGACAACCCCUACUCUCACCCCCACCACCGACGCCCAUCGCUCUCUCUCUCACCAAAUGCAUACGCGGCCCAUGUCCUGACCCCGCCGGACACAGACCACGACGACGACGAACUGUCGCCGGGGCCGUCGUCCAACGCCAGCCCGACCUCGUACCCAGCAGACGACAUGCUGUCGCCUCCGUGUGGAGUUCAAGGACAAGCACAAGCAUAUAGAUCCGGCGACAUCUCCCCGGGCCUACAAUUCGGAUUCGGACCAGGCUCAAGCCCCGAGCCCGGCCCCAACCCCGCCCCCUGGACCACAUCAACCCCAGACCACCUCAGCGUGCGCCUGCAGCGCCAACGCAUCGCCCAGCUGCAAUGCAGUCACACCCCCGACGCACUGCGCCGCUCCUCCUCCUACCGCGCCGACCCGGACCCGAACUUCGAUCCCGACGCCUGCCACCCGAGCUCGCUGCCGCCGCGGUCCUCGCCGCGCCGGCGUGCCGCCACGCUAGCCCGCAGCCGGUUCGGGCCCGGUGACGCCCCCUCGGCGGCUUUGUCGACGGGGCCGGACCCGCGUCUUCGACGGAAGAGCAGUGCCGGCGCUGUGCUGUCCAGCCGCAUCGAUAAGAGCCACUACGGUGCGGCGGCGGGGUCUUUGUACGCGCCGGGAUUCGGGCGCGAGGGCUCCAAGCGGGGUGAUCCGGUGGCGUUGCGCCGGAAGAGUGUGGUUAGUGCGGCUUUAGCUUCUGUGGUUGAGCGGUGA